Messenger RNA from Lolium rigidum, 3549 nucleotides. RefSeq names its product calmodulin-binding transcription activator 3-like. Bases 233 to 3286 code for a protein of 1017 amino acids. The transcript is spliced from 13 exons. Gene Ontology annotation, biological process: regulation of transcription by RNA polymerase II. NCBI's taxonomy places the organism in Eukaryota, Viridiplantae, Streptophyta, Magnoliopsida, Poales, Poaceae. Gene Ontology annotation, cellular component: nucleus. Gene Ontology annotation, molecular function: double-stranded DNA binding; transcription coregulator activity; protein binding. The record is from RefSeq and is a predicted model, not a curated record.
ACUGCAGCAGGCUAGAUUAAUUCGUCCAACGCGACGGCGCCGGGCGCCCCCGCCCUUCGUCGACGCUUCCCCGAAUCUUCGGUCCAAAACCACCUACUACUCCCCCCGAACCCCGAUCCCUCCCUCCGCCGAUUUAAGCCCGCCUCCGACCACCGCCCAGCGGAGAACCAGCCGGGAGCGAGCCGGAGACGGAGGACGGCGUAGAGACCCCCUGAUUCUUCGGGCGGUCCACAUGGCGGAGGCUCGCAAGUUCCUCAUGUCCACCCAUCCCCCAGAUAUUUCGCAGACGCUACUGGAGGCUCGCAAUCGGUGGCUGCGACCCACCGAAAUCUGCGGGAUACUCUCCAACUACAAGUCCUUCUCCAUUACGCCUGAGCCACCAAAUAGGCCUAUGAGUGGUUCUGUUUAUCUCUUUGAUCGCAAGAUAUUGAGGUACUUCAGAAAGGAUGGACACAACUGGAGGAAGAAAAAGGAUGGGAAGACUAUUAAAGAAGCUCACGAGAAACUCAAAGCUGGCAGCAUUGAUGUACUACACUGCUACUAUGCCCAUGGGGAGGAAAAUGAGAAUUUUCAAAGAAGAACCUACUGGCUGCUGGAAGAGGACUUUACACACAUUGUUCUUGUACACUACCUUGAAAUAAAGGGUGGCAAGCAAACUUACAAUCGUGUGAAAGAAGAGAUUAUGCAGGUGUCAAAUGCUGACAGCCCCUCAUGUUCAAAUUCUGUCACUAGUCAGAACCAGGUGGCUGCUGAUAGCCCAAUAAGUGUACAGAUGUCGGAGUAUGAAGAUGCUGAAUCAGCAGAUAAUUGCCGAGCAAGCUCCAGAUACUACCCUCUCACUGAGAUGCAGCAGCCUCUGGAUGGGGUGAUGAUGAAUAGGAUGCUAUACUCUUCUGCUUCAACUAUCGGCAGUAGUCAAGGUUAUCAUCGUGACAUGCUGCCAAGAACAGAAAAUUUAGAUAGCCAUUCAUUUACUCACCAUGACAUAGCUAGAAUGUUUGAUGACCGCACUGUAGUAACAGAUAUUUCCAGAACUAUGUUUGAUUCAGUGCCAUUUGAUGAGCCCUCCACUUAUUCCGCUGGGUUCACUGAGCCAACAUUUCAUUCUUCAUUUGCCUCCAUAGAGGCUAAUAAUCUGGAGGAUAACUCUUGUCUGGAGACAUUUACAUCUGAUGCUCUGUACACUAACAACCUCAGCCAGAAGGAAGCUGAUGAAUUGAGUUUUGCAGCAAUACCAUCAUCUGAGGUCAAUUUCAGUAGAUAUACUGAAGGAAGCAUCAAACAUCCACUAUUGAAGCAGUUAUCACUAGACCUAUUUAAGCCUGAGUGUGCUGGUUUGAAGAAACAUGAUAGCUUUUCAAAAUGGAUGAGUAAAGAACUUCCACAGGUGGUUGAUUUGGAUAUGAAAUCCAACUGCGAUGCUUUCUGGAGUGGCAUUGAGACUGUGAGUGUUGCUGAUGGUUCCAUUACGCCAACUGAACAGCUAGAUGCUUAUGCAGUGAGCCCUUCACUUUCUCCAAACCAGUUAUUCAGCAUUCUGGAUGUUUCACCAAGCUGCAUGUAUAUUGGUCAAAAGACAAAGGUUUCAGUUACUGGUACAUUCUUGGCAAAGAAGGAGCAUGUGGAAAACUGUAAGUGGUCGUGUAUGUUUGGGGAUGUUGAAGUACCAGCUGAGGUUUUAACAGAUGGCACCCUUCGCUGCUAUGCGCCAGCACAUCGAUCUGGUAGAGUUCCUUUCUAUGUGACCUGCUCAAACAGGGUUGCUUGUAGUGAAGUGCGAGAAUUUGAGUAUAGAGAUUCUGAUUACCAGUACAUGGAGACUUCAUACUCUCAAGCUAAUGGUGUAAAUGAAAUGCACCUGCAUAUUCGUCUUGAGAAGCUUCUUUCCUUGGGGCCAGAUGACCAGCAGCUGCUUUUCUUGAGCAGUGGGAAUGAGAAACACGAGCUAAUCAAUGCUGUUAAUUCCUUGAUGCUCGAUGAGAAAUGGUCAGACCAGGGAUCACUAUCUGAUGGGAAAGAAGUUUUGGUGACAAGGGACCAAACUUCAAAGAAAUCUGUGAAAGAGAGGCUUCACUAUUGGCUUAUCUAUAAAAUAAAUGAUGACGGAAAGGGUCCAAAUGUGCUGUGCAAGGAAGGGCAGGGUGUAAUUCAUUUGGUAGCUGCACUGGGCUAUGAUUGGGCCAUAAGACCGAUAAUUGUUGCUGGUGUCAAUGUGAACUUUAGAGAUGCUCAUGGAUGGACUGCACUUCACUGGGCUGCAUCCUGUGGAAGAGAGCGGUCAGUUGGCAUCCUUAUGGCAAAUGGAGCUGGAGCAGGUCUAUUAACAGAUCCCAAUUCUGAAUUUCCUUCUGGAAGAACUCCAGCAGACUUAGCCUCAGCAAAUGGACACAAGGGCAUUGCUGGUUUUCUUGCAGAAUCUGCUUUGACAAGCCAUCUGUCACAACUUACUAUAAGGGAAUCAAAGGAUAGCAGUGUGCAAGAAGUUUCUGGAUUACCAGUUGUUGUUAAUCUCGAUGAAACCAAUUCUUCCCAGCUUGCUGUAGAGGAUUCUCAUGCUGAAUCACUACAAGGUUCAUUAAGUGCUGUCCGUAAAUCCCAUCAAGCUGCAGCUAGGAUAUUUCAAGCAUUCAGGGUGGAGUCAUUCCACAGAAAGAAGGUUGUGGAAUAUGGAGAUGACGAUUGUGGAUUAUCUGAUGAACACACGCUUUCACUUGUUUCUCUUAAAAAUGUCAAACCGGGACAACACGAUACACAUUUGCAUUCUGCUGCAGUUCGUAUCCAAAACAAGUUCCGUGGUUGGAAGGGGAGAAGGGAGUUUAUGAUCAUUCGCCAGAGAAUUGUCAAAUUACAGGCUCAUGUACGUGGACACCAAGUGAGGAAAAACUACCGGAAAGUCGUUUGGUCAGUCGGUAUCAUGGAGAAAGUUAUCCUGAGAUGGAGGAGAAAGAGACCUGGCUUGCGUGGGAUCCGACCUGGGAAUCAGCUAGAAGGCCCAUCACAGCAGAUCCAACCUGCAAAGGCAGAAGAUGAAUACGACUUCUUGCAGGAUGGUAAGAGGCAGGCCGAAGCCAGACUGCAGAGAGCGCUUGCCCGUGUGCACUCCAUGGCUCAGUAUCCAGAAGCAAGGGAGCAGUAUCAGAGGCUCACAACUUGUGUUGCUGAAAUGCAACAGUCCAGGGUGAUGCAGGAUGAGAUGUUAAGCGAGGCAGCUGACGGUACUGAUUUCAUGGCUGGGCUGGAGGACUUGAUCCCGAGAGACGAUGCGCAGAUGUCUGUUAUCUGGUGAUAUUUUUGAAGGUAGUAGGAUCAGGUUGCUGCCUAGCUUGUAGUUCGUGGCCACACUAGCUUUGUAAAUUGUUUCUCGCUAGUGGUUUGGUUAGCUGCUCACCGUUUGACUCUGGUAUUGUGCCUAUUCGUUCUGUAACCCAGUGCACUGAUUAUUAGUAGUACUAGAACAUUUUUUGGAUUCUUUAACUCUGCCCGUGUGCUAUUAUAUAUUCUGUAACUUAGUACACUGGUUAUUAUUAUAGCAGUAGUAGAUUUUUUGUA